This is a messenger RNA of Umbelopsis ramanniana AG, 1769 nucleotides long. RefSeq lists its product as uncharacterized. The record is from RefSeq and is a predicted model, not a curated record. Lineage: Eukaryota; Fungi; Mucoromycota; Umbelopsidomycetes; Umbelopsidales; Umbelopsidaceae. The transcript has a single exon. Gene Ontology annotation, molecular function: protein dimerization activity. The coding region runs from base 302 to 1582 and encodes 426 amino acids.
AUAUCAAACAUGAUCCUCAGAAGAGCCAGUUAGGUCAUUGUGUUCCCCCACUGUGUACCUUUGGGUUUGUUACUCAUGAGAUAGCACGAGGGGUCGAAAGGACACGAGUAGACUGGUACGCAAAAUUAUUGGUGGACAUGAAAACGUGAUACCCGGUGGAGUAGUCGGUGGAAGGAGUGGUUGAUUCGCAUCUCCAAAGCCAAAUACACACCAUAGCUUGGUCCCAUGUUUCUCCGUUACUCUUCCCUCUAGUCAUUUUUUUCUUCCCUGUCUUUUAUCUUUCAGAGGCUUCCUACUCUAAAUGUCUGCAAGCUCACAAUCUGAUGAAAAUAGCUUGGACACCACCAACCAUAUCACCGUAGAGUCCAACAAUUCAUUAUCAGCAGCUCCUCACAAGAAACGCAAGCAUAGCACAAAGAAUACCUCCAAGUCUGUUGCUACUAUAUAUCCUCUUACUCCAUCACCCGAUAUGACCGGCAAUCAUGUUCGAGAACAUAUACCCGUGAUUGCAUUGCCACCUGGCAUGACUUCCGAUAAGCACUCUCAGACUCCUCCUUCUUCGCCUCCCAGAGCAGGCUCAGUCGAUUCUCCCAAACAUCAACAACAGCAGUAUCACAUAGCCGAUAUGUCGGUUACAUCGACCUCCCAACCACCCACCUCAUAUAAUCCACAGAUGCCUGUUCAUCCGCAUGUUAUUAUUGCCGGUCCUCCUCAUGCUAUCUACUAUCAUCCUCAACAAAGCCCAUAUUAUCCACCUAUCCCCAUGAACCCUAGUACAUCACAACAUAGCAAAGAUAGCAAAGGAAAAACAACGGAUGAAGACGGCCAACAAGGAUCCAAUACUGAAAAAGGAGAUUCGGAAGACGCUGCUGCCAAGGUAUCAGGUCAACCACAAAUGGUUUCUGGUGAUCCGUCUAAUAUGCCGACCUUUGCCUAUUUACCCGGACAACCCUACUCAUAUCCUACCUACAUGAUGCCCAAUGGCUCCAUGUCAUCGUUCCCCGUUGUGUCCCAAAUGUCGCCACCUCUUCAUCCAUCGGUUCCCAAUGGAAGACAGGAAACCACAGCCGACCAACGGGAGCAACUUCGAAAAGUGUCUCAUAGUGCCAUUGAACGAAGGCGACGUGAAAAAAUCAAUACCAAAAUCCAGCAACUUCGACAACUCAUACCAUCCUGUGCUGACCAAGAUCAUUUGCAUAAACUCAACAUCCUGCAAAGUGGCAUUGAAUAUAUCAACUAUUUGCAUGCUGUUUUGGGAAAUAUGGAAAGUCAAGGACAAAAUGUCUUGGAGUCAGCUGCUAGAAACGAUCAUCGGAUGUUGGCUCUUUUACAACACCUCAAGCGAUUGUCGCCAGCGACAAGCCAAGAAAAUUCCAUGGUGCAACCAUCGGCUCCUGUCAUGUUCCAUCACGAUACUUCCAGCACGACGGCAAAACGGAAAAGAUCCGAUGAACUGGACGAGAACGAGACCGCCCAGCAGGGUCUCUUGAUGCUUUCACAAGCUUGUGUCAGUGACGAGCAUAAUCCCUCAGAAACAAAGCACAAGGACAUGAAAGUCAACAGCUUACUCUGUGACAGAUAAAUGAAAAAAAAACCCUUUCCCUCCCCCAUCUUUGUCAUGUCGUUUUUUUUGUAGUAAAUGUUUGUGUUCACCACCAGUAAUUCCUUCUUUCAAAUAUUCAUAAAAGGCAAAAUGUUACAAGCCCACCUUCGUGAUAGAACGUGCGCAAUGCAUGACGACAUUGCCAAAUUCUUUCUCUUGUUCAAAC